AAAUAUUGGAUUUAACAGUAUUUCAGAUGAUCCGAUCUUAAAUGACUCCAUUCCCUUGGUACCCAGUCCAGUCUGUUGAAUAAUCAGUAUAAAAGGAUGCCAUGUAUCAGGUGGUGGGGCAGCAGUUGGCAAACUGAACUUUGAUGCCUCUUGCUGCACUUUCCAAGGCAAGAAAAAGUCCCACCAUGGUCUUUGGAUCAAAUUUGAGGAACUGAGACAACACAGUGAAAUUUUCCAGCUUGGGGGCUGUAUUAACUGGAUUGGGAGAUGCAGGAAUGAUAUGUGAAUCUAGGCAAAUCAAAGGAAAGACACCUGUUAAAACCCAAUACUGUUUGACUCCCUGAAGCACGUGUGCAUCUUACUGAGGGGUGUUGGGGAGGAGGGGAAAGCAAGCUGAAAAAGACUAGUAAAAGAUUAAUUUGGGCCAGGAAAGAACCAUAAACUUGUACUUACCCCAACAAAUAGAGCACUUGAAUGCACAGUCAGCACAUGGAGCACCACCCAAGGGGAUGAUGGGAGAAUAAGCUGCAGCGAGUAGAUCCUGGGCACAGACAUUCAUUAGGGAGAGAGUCAAGGUCAAUAGUUCAGCAGCGAGUGGCACAGAAGAGGCGCCCAGGGCUGCAACCCACGCCCAGAUUGCUUGUGUGCCAGGAAGGGAAGUUGAGCAAGAAAGGCCUACAACAGCAUUCAACCACAAAGAUACACACAGGGGGCGGGGGAGGGAAGAGCUGCAUCUAGCACUGGUUGCAGCCAUGGAGAGCUCAGUGCUGUCCUGUGUCCUCUACCCAGGUGAUGGGAGCCUUGGCACGGAGGGGCUGCGUGGGCAGGUGGAGCAGCCGCAGCAGCAACUAACAAACGUGGGAACAGCUCCAGGGGAAGCACAGAACAGCUACUGCAGCCACCUAGUUGGUCCCAUGGAGGGCAGCACAGCAACCACUGCUGCGGAAGAAGAGAAGAGCGGUGGCACCCAGCUGCCCCUGGCGGCGCCUUGUGGCUUUAGCUCCUCCCUGUGCUUUAGUGCACCUGGAGGAGCAGACUCAGCACCACGACAGGAGCCUGGGGCUGCUGCUGCCGCCUCCCCAUCACCUUCGCCAUCGCCACCAUCCUCAUCGUCCUGCAGCCGUGUAGUGAAAAGCCAGUGGGAGAUCAACAGUGCGGCAUCAGAGUCAGAGGAGGAAGAGGAGAGUGAAGCAGGUGAGGGUGGGCCAUGCUGCCUGCGGCCUGGGGAGGAGCCGGACUUGGUGAUCGAAGUGUGUGGGCGGCGGGUGCGGGCGCACAAAGCGGUGCUGGCAGCCAAGAGCGACUAUUUCCGUGCCCGCUCAUCACGGGACGUACUGCGACUCAAGGGAGUGAGCUACGGGGCGCUUCGCCUCCUGCUUGACUACGUGUACACGGCACGCAUGGGUGGCAUCCGCCACGACAACCUGGCUGAGGUGGUGAGCGGCGCCCGUGUGCUGCAGAUGCCAUGUGCCCUGCACUGUGCUGCUGAAGCCAUGCGUGCCCAGCUAAGCCUCCAAAACUGCUACCAGCUGCUCUGCCUGGCCAAGAAGCAGCGCCUCACGGAGCUGCGUGAGGCCACCUACCGCUUCAUGAGUGACCACUACCUUGAGGUGCUGCGGGAGCCCAGUGUUUACGGCCGCCUCAGCGGCGCUGAACGCGAUCUCAUCCUGCAGCGCCGCCUGGAUGCCGGCCGGCCCUGCCUGCUGGUGGCCGAGGUGAGCGAUGCUUUGGAGAGGCUUGGGGGGGUGGGAAGCCGGCCACAGAGCCGUGAGAGCAGCCGGCCACAGAGCCCCUCGUCUGUGGUAUCCCUGGAGGACAGUGGUGCACUCAUCUAUUGCUACCAGGAGGUGACAGGUGAAUGGCGGGUACUGACACGCCUGCCCGAUGAGGCCAAUGCCAAGGGCUGUGCGAUAUGUGUGCUCCACAACUACCUCUUUGUGGCCGGGGGCCUGGCAGCAGCAGUGCCAGGUGAGCCGCGUACUCGCCCCUCGGACAAGGUCUUCUGCUACAAUCCUCUCACGGACAACUGGAGCCAGGUGCGCCCGCUAGCCCAGCCCCGGGCACAGCUCAAGCUGCUGGCACUGGACGGCUACCUGUAUGCUGUGGGUGGCGAGUGCCUCUUCACCGUGGAGCGCUAUGACCCACGGGCUGACCGCUGGAGCGCUGCUGCACCCCUGCCCAAGGGUGCCUUUGCUGUGGCCCACGAGGCCACCACAUGCAACGGUGAGAUCUAUGUGUCAGGUGGCUCACUCUUCUACCGCCUGCUCAAGUAUGACCCCAGGCGGGACGAGUGGCAGGAGUGCCCCUACAACAGCAGCCGCCGCCGCUCUGCUGACAUGGUGGCCUUCAAGAACUUCAUCUACCGCUUCGAUGUGAGUGGCGGCCGUGGCGAGCAGGCUGGCAGCAGCAGCAGUGGUGGUGUCGAGGUCUUCCGGUACAACACAGUGGCUAAACGCUGGAGCCAGUGUGCCUCCCUGCGGCCCAGUGGUAGCAGCGCACUGCAGCCCUUCCGCUGUGCUGCACUGGGCCGCACCAUCUACUGCAUCAGCCGUGCCGGUGUCCUGCGCUUCAGCUUGGCGGCUGAUGGUGAGGUGGAGUCAGACGGUGGCCUGAGGGGCAGCUUUGAUGCAGAACUCCUCAGAGCACCCCAGGACAGCAAGGGCCUUCUGUUGCCCUUUGUACUGAUGCUGCCAGAUGGGGCAGACCGAGUCGGGGAGCAGGAGGGCACAUCCACACCAUGAAGCUGGCUGGAGCAGGGCUGGCAUCAGGAGUGGGCUCUGGGCUGUGCUCAGUAGCAUGGCACUGCUGUGUGGGGCCUCAAGAGGCAUCUCCAGGGUGGCAGGACAAGGUGGUGCUGGGGUGGGCCCUUGGUAGAGCUACCCUUGGGGGAGUGCUGCCAGUGUAUGAGCAUGCACAAGGCAAGAUGGGGCACCCCAUCUCUCACUGAUCUGGAGCCAUCCCAUUCUGUACCAGGCGCUGUGCAUACCCAGCCAUGCGCAUUAAGGGAGAAGGCUGCUAAAAAAGGAUCAUCUUUGGAUAACAUUAACGCCAAUUCUCAAUCUUGGAAGAGAACUGCGUGUUUUUUUUGUUUGUUUGUUUGUUCCCCCCCCAGAUAUGAAUCCCUGAGAGUAGAGGCUUAUCACGAUAGUGCCAGUCUCCUUUGUAUGCCCUGUUGCAAAGAGUGGCUGCUUCCUUUUGUUUUCUCUUCUCUCUUGGAUGUGAACAGUGCUGGCAAUAUAGCUUGAAUGAAUUCUGUUUACCUUUGAUGGUAAACUAAACAUUUUCCUGUGUUAGAAAAGUAUAGGGAGAACAUCUGAAUCGCAGCCUUUCAUUUUUAUUUCUGUUUUUUUCUUUGGUGCAGUAGUUUCUUUAAUGAAGACAUGGCACGGUGUGGCCCCAGGAAUUUCAACCACAAUGAAUGAUUUAACAGAGACCAGACUUGGUCUUUAAGCAACACAAAUGUCUGCCACAUGUUCCUAUUUGGAAAAGAGGGGGGAAAAAGUCAUGUUACCUUUUAAAAGAUGACAUAUUAUUGCAGAAGCAAAGUUCUGUGGCAGGAUGAAGAGGCGAUUUCUGUAAAUAAUGUUUUUUAUCACAAGUUUUAAAUUAUAACAAAUAUGAAGUAAAGAUAUUUAAGCCAUGACAGGCUGUGUAUGCCACUGUGUUCUGGAAAAAUGUUUUGUAAUUCACUUCUCUUUAAUUAACUGUAAAUCAAAGACAGUUAAUCUAAACCAAAUGCAAAUCCCUUGAAAUCAACUAAGAACAUUUAAAUCCUUCAUCUUUAUGUCCAGUAUCCCAUAGCAAGAUACUCUUUAGCACAGUACAAGGCUAUCAUAGGAGAACAAGCUAAAAAAAGCAUUUGCUACGAAGGCCAGCUAUACUUCUACGUUAGCAUGAUGUUAAUAUUCCCCCAUCUUUUAAUUGCCAGAUUGGUUUAUUUAUUUCAAGUUAAUGAUUGCUGUAAUUACUAAUAUACUGGUCAAUUACAGUACAUGUCAAUAUCAUAUACCGUUGUUUGGAUUUUGAACCCCAUGGAAUAUUUUUUUUGUGGAGCAGAAUCUUGAGAAUGGAAAAAUGUGAUGGAUUCUCUUUGCCUGUUGGAAGUUGGAACAUGUGUUUUGUUAUGUUAUUCAGAACUAAAAAUGUAGACCACCUGGGCAGACAUGCUAUGUUAAAACGGCACUAGCUUUUAUUUUCUAUAUUUUCUAUAUAGCCAUUCAGCACAGGGAUAAGGCAAAACUUUGUAGCUUUACAUUUAAGUCAAUUUGAGAAACCAUUUCCUAAAAUAGACCAAGUGUUUUUACUAUUGGUAAUUCAGCCUGGAAUUGUCACUUGAUUAUGGAAAGGAAUAGUUUGAGUAUUCAUCUUCUAGAAGGGUACAGAAACUUUACAUAAAGAGCAGCAGGAGACGAGUUUUCUCACGUUUGAUUAAAAUGUCCUGCUUUAAGCAGAAUACCGACAGUAAAAUUCUUUGGUAGUUCUAAAGCAAGGCAACUGAUUCAUCUAUAGACAACUUCAUCUUGACAUAAAGAAAAAGAGUAGUUUACAUUUUAUAGGGUUGUGUUUUUAUGUUUCUUUUUCAUUUUUUUUCAGUUUUGUUCCCCCUCCCCCCCCGCCCAUGGUUUUGCAGAGUUAGUCUGAUUAGACAUUGUUUAGAAAUUAGUGGUCCAAACAGAAAGCUUUCAGUGAAGCAGAUCUAUCUGCCCCAAGUAAAUAUAUGGGAAGUCUUGCCCUGGGUAAGUACCCCAGGACUAUGCUAUAUGCAGUGUAGCCUGGCUUGAGUACAGGUUGCUAGAGGGGGAUUCAACACUGAAGUUAGAAUUUAUUUUGUGUAUUCACUCACAUAUUCGAUACUUGACUUGCUGGUCAAUUUCUCAUUUGGAAAAAUGUCAUUUUGAGUUUUUGCUCUUAAUUUAGUACCACUUUCUAAAUAGUAGCAGAGUUGUGAACGUUAAAAAAAUGAUUUAUGUGUAUUGGACUGUCUUUCAUCUAACUAGCAAUCAGAGUGAAUAUUUAACAUGCUGUGUGCAAACACUUAAGCAAUUAAGUGAAGUAAAAGCUGUCCGUAAGUGUUUGCUGAAUUGGGGCUUUAACCAGUAUAGGGAUCAGAUGCAUGUACUGAUAGAUCCCUUUUAGCUUUGAUAGUACAGUUCCUGACUUAUUUCAGACCUUAUUUAGUACAGUGCCUGUACGACAGUUCUAGUGAAGAAGCUAACUGUUUUGUAUUCUUUUUCUUUCAGGUUUAAUGUGAUAGCAUUUCCUGAAAAUGUCCUCACAUUUGUGGGAAAUCGCUGUGACGUCCAGUCAUAAAAAUAAUCCACAGGCUUUCCACAAAAGUUUGAAAAUUACCUUUUCCCUCCUAAUAAAAAUGUUUGCUGAUGUAGUGUACUAGAAAACAAACAGCAUUUACAAAACCAGUAAUUAAUAAGAGUAAAUCAAAAGUGCUGCAAAAAUAAUUUUAAGGCACUUUUUUUUUGCCAUUACGUAUGUUAGGAAUGAUCGCAUUGGGCUGGAAACUGCUUUUACUAUUUACUCAGUGUAAGUGAGAGCAGAAUCUGGUCUUCAUUAGUAGUAGUUGGGCAAGUAGAAUUUCCUUUAUACACUAUUUGCAUAAUUGCAGCCAGAUGAUUGAUUUCUCUGACAUUUUCUAGCUGGUUUCCUAUUCCAUGGCCUCUGUCUCAUACUCUCUAAGCCUAAGCAUGCCUACUGUGUUUUCUCCCCUUCUUUCCAUAGUUGUAUCUUGAGUGACAGAUUGAACAAGUGAGCUGAAGUGAUGAUACACGCCUUUCUAGCAAACAUUACCAGCAGAUGUAAAUCUACAAACCAGUUGCAUUAAAAGGAACCUUUAAUUGCUGUAAUUCCAUUUGUAUGGAUCUUGUUUAUACCUUAAAACUAAUUCAAAGGAAUUAUUAGCAAAAGAAUAACUGUUUUCUCAAUCAGUGUAAAAACCAUGAAAUAAAAUGGCAAUGCUGUGGACCAAGGCUGUCCAACUUCUGGAAAGCCAGAGGCUGCAGGCUCAGGGGCCACACACUGAAUGGGUAGAGUGGGCACCCUGACCAGUGCACCCCUGCUGUAUGCACAGUGUGGGCAGUCUGGCUUCCACCUCUCUUGGCUGCUCACACUGCACUGGCUGCCCAGUGCCCCUCUGCCCCCACCACCACAUGCAUAAUAGCAUGGGCAGCCCCCACUCUCAUGGUACCAGCAGUCUGACUCUCCCCUGCUGCAUGCGCAGCAACCACUUAGUGUGGAUAGCCAUACUUCCUUUGCCACAUGUGCAGCUCAGGUGCUCCAGCCCGUUCCUAGCUCCUGGGGCAGGACCAACUGGGGGGAGGAGGAGGAAGAGUGGCAGCCAGUAAAGAGACCAUGGACUAUAUGCCAAUGUUUUAGGGGCCUCUUGCGGCCCACACACCACCAGUUGGACAGCCCUGCUGUGGACCAUACCUGUUUAAUAAUAUUUAUGCAGUAACAAAUGUGAAUUCCAUGCAAAAUGUAAUCCCUUGUAAAUAAAUAUCUGCGAAUUUCAAUUCCUAAAAAGAAUAAAUUAUUCACAUACAAGGUGUACCUCUCCUAUGCUGUUUGGUUAGCUAUCAACAUGGUUGCUUUCAGUACCUCUGCUUAUCUAUUGUUUAGGAGUAGCUUUUGCUUUUCUUGCUUUAUGGCAUCCAUUUAUGUUGCCUGCUCUACAGAUGCAUUAUAUAAGUGCAGAGCUUAAGGUUGGCUUGUUCUAUGUCUAGUGACACCUAGCAUUUUUCACUGGAAUAAAAAUCUGAAGUUUUAGAGAGCUAUAUUUUUCCUAGUUUGAGCCUUUUGCAGGGAUUUUGGUACAGUUGUAAAAAUUAAAAAGGAGGAAGAAGAGGAUAACUGUGGUAUCUUUAGAGUAAUUGUAGUAAGAGUUGCUUAAUAAAUCCGUUUUUAAAUGAUUUAUCUUGCAAUUGUUCUGUGCACCAAACCUGCAUUGGAUUGAAUAGGAGUUUUAUGUGUAUUUUGAGAAAACAGCAAGGGCUUAAAUCAUUCUUUAGAAAAAAGUACCACUUAAUUUAAAUAGGAAAGUUUGGCCAAAUACUGCUUUCAGGCAAUUCACUGUAAACAUGGAAUAGUUCCACUAAUUUCCACUUCUACAGCUUAAACCAUUAUUUGGUAUGCACACUCUCUAGGGAUAUUCUGCAUUCAUAACCUGUGCAGUCUCAUUCUCUAUUCAUUUUGGCUCAAGAAAUGGGAAGUGUUGGGAUAAAUUUACUAAUGGGAAGUGCUGGAAUAUACUUACUAGAAUUAGUACGCUCUUUUGUAUAUUAGAAGCUCUCUCAGCUUCCCAAGUUACUACCAUAUGCCCUGUAGGAAGGAGAAAAGGUAAUAUCUCGAUAGAAAAACAACAAACUACUAUAUAUUUAACCAAAAACAAACUAAAAUAAUGGUAGAUGGGAGGGGACUAAAAGUAGUAUUUUUAGCCAGAAACGAAAACACCGCCAACCUUGUUAAAAUGCUUUACUAAACAUGGUCUUAUGUGAAACUAUGUUAGGAAAGUGUGUAUAUUUUCAUAACGGAAGCACAUCUCAAACAAAUAGUGUUUUUCAAUAAGCUAGUUUAUUGCAGCAACCUGUGCUUUGCUUUUAAGUUUUAAUGUUAGUGAUGGAUAAAUACUAGGCAAAUUUGUGAAAAUUCAAUGAAACCAUGUUGAUGCAGCCACUUAUCUGUCACAAAUUAAUUGAUGCAAUGCUUCAGACACUGUGCACAAUUCAGGUGAAUUACAUGUAUAACUGAUAUAUUAAACAGUUUGUUUUUAAAUUGCAGGCAAAAAAAUCACUGUAAAGCUUUUUAUGUACUCCAAUUUAUGCUGUAGUGGAAUAAAUAAAUAUAAAAAAGAAUAUUCCCCCUUUA
Messenger RNA from Alligator mississippiensis (American alligator), 7875 nucleotides. RefSeq names its product kelch repeat and BTB domain containing 11 (gene KBTBD11). The coding region runs from base 753 to 2741 and encodes 662 amino acids. NCBI's taxonomy places the organism in Eukaryota, Metazoa, Chordata, Crocodylia, Alligatoridae. Gene Ontology annotation, molecular function: protein binding. The transcript has a single exon. The record is from RefSeq and is a predicted model, not a curated record.